Molecule: messenger RNA, 2793 nt
Organism: Oryza sativa Japonica Group (Japanese rice)
Lineage: Eukaryota; Viridiplantae; Streptophyta; Magnoliopsida; Poales; Poaceae
Product: transcriptional corepressor LEUNIG_HOMOLOG
Molecular function (GO): transcription corepressor activity; protein binding
Source: RefSeq, a predicted model, not a curated record
AGGCAGGAAGGCAAGUCAGUUUGACCGAAGAGAAGAGGGGUGGGGCCCAAUUGUCAGUGACGCCUGGUUCCAUUUCUUCCUCCUUUGUUGUUGGAUUCCAGUUCCAGGCGAGGCGAGCGGCAAAUCCAAAUCGGCACACGAGCGAGACUGCGAGUGCGAGCGCGAGCGCGAGCGCGAGCGAUUCGAUUGGAGUUGGAGACCAUCUCGCCGCCGCCGCCGCCGCCGCCUCUUCUUACUGCUGCUUGUAGAUGGCGCGGAGCAAUUGGGAGGCAGACAAGAUGCUGGAUGUGUACAUCUACGACUACCUGGUGAAGCGCAACAUGCACAACACCGCUAAGGCCUUCAUGACCGAGGGCAAGGUCGCCACCGAUCCCGUGGCCAUCGAUGCUCCUGGAGGCUUCCUCUUCGAAUGGUGGUCCAUCUUCUGGGACAUCUUCGAUGCAAGAACAAGAGACAAACCACCACAGCCUCAGCCUCAGCCUCCUCCUCCUAUUCCGAUAGACAUCAAAUCCAGGGAACAGCAGAUGAGGCUCCAGCUACUGCAACAGCAGCAGAAUGCCCACCAGCAGCGAAGAGAUCCCCCUCUCAAUGCUGCUAUGGAUGCUCUCAACUCUGAUGUUUCUGCUGUCCUCGCUUCUAAAAUGAUGCAAGACCGAAUGAGGAACCCCAAUCCCACCGAUUCCGAUGCUUCCCACCAACUCCUGGACGCUAACAGGAUUGCUCUCCUCAAACCAGCAACUAACCAAACUGGACAACUGGUUCAGGGUGCCUCGGUCAACAUGUCAGCUCUACAGCAGAUCCACUCAAGAAACCAGCAACCUGACAUGAAAGGUGAUGCUGCCAUGUCACAAAGAUCAAUGCCUACAGACCCUUCAACUUUGUAUGGAUCAGGAAUGAUGCAACCAAAAUCUGGAUUAGUUUCCACUGGAUUAAAUCAAGGUGUUGGUAGUGUACCACUGAAAGGCUGGCCUCUUACAGUCCCAGGUAUUGACCAACUCCGGUCAAAUUUAGGUGUGCAGAAGCAGUUGAUGGCAUCUCCAAACCAAUUUCAACUUUUAUCGCCACAACAACAAUUAAUUGCUCAAGCACAAUCACAGAAUGACCUUGCUAGAAUGGGUUCUCCAGCUCCAUCUGGUUCACCAAAGGUUCGACCAGAUGAAUCAGAUUAUAUGAUGAAGUUGAAGAUGGCUCAAAUGCAGCAGCCCUCAGGUCACCGUCUUAUGGAAUUACAGCAGCAGCAGCAGCAAUUGCAACAGAAUACUAGAAAACGGAAACCAACCUCUUCCGGCGCAGCUAAUAGUACAGGCACAGGAAAUACUGUUGGCCCUUCCCCACCCUCAACUCCUUCCACUCACACACCUGGUGGUGGGUUACCAGUGGCUAGCAACAUGAACAUUGUACAAAAGAGUUCAUUAAUUUGCGGUGCAGAUGGAACCAGUGGACUUGCUUCAUCCUCAAAUCAAAUGGAUAAUCUGGAUAGUUUUGUUGAUUUUGAUGAAAACGUUGAUUCAUUUUUGUCAAAUGAUGAUGGAGAUGGGCGGGACAUAUUUGCUUCAUUGAAGAAAGGGUCCUCAGAGCAGGAUUCCUUAAAGGGUCUCUCGUUGAGUGAGUUUGGUAAUAACCGUACAAGCAACAAUAAGGUUGUUUGCUGUCACUUCUCCACAGAUGGGAAAUUGCUGGCUAGUGCUGGCCAUGAGAAAAAGGUCUUCCUCUGGAAUAUGGACAAUCUUAACAUGGAUACUAAAAUAGAAGAACAUACGAACUUUAUUACAGAUAUAAGAUUCAAACCGAAUUCAACUCAGUUAGCUACAUCAUCUUCUGAUGGAACUGUUCGACUAUGGAAUGCAAUCGAACGAACUGGUGCUGUACAGACUUUUCAUGGGCAUAGUUCCCAUGUAACCUCUGUAGAUUUUCACCCGAAAUCUACAGAGGUUCUAUGCUCUUGUGACGACAAUGGAGAAAUUUGUUUCUGGAAAAUUGGUCAAAGUAAAGUUUCACGUAUCUCCAGGAUGAAACAGGGUGGUACUGGUAGGGUCAGGUUUCAGCCUCAAAUUGGACAGCUCCUAGCUGUGGCAACUGGAAGCAUUGUGAAUAUUGUUGAUGUUGAAAAGGAGGCAAGUUUGCACUCACUGCCUAAGGUUCAUACCAAUGAGGUAAACUGCAUCUGUUGGGAUGAAAAGGGUGAACGUGUGGCAUCUGUAAGUCAGGAUACUGUGAAGGUUUGGUCGGUAGCAUCAGGCGCAUGCAUCCAUGAGUUAAGAUCUCAUGGAAACCAAUACCAGUCUUGCAUAUUUCAUCCAAGAUAUCCGAAUGUUCUGAUAGUUGGUGGUUACCAGACGAUGGAGCUAUGGAGCUUGUCAGAUAAUCACAGAAACACGGUCCAGGCACAUGAAGGCCUUAUAGCUGCUUUGGCGCACUCUCAGUUCACUGGGAUGAUAGCUUCUGCGAGCCAUGACAGAUCCGUGAAACUGUGGAAAUGAAGAAGGAUUGGAGAUGAAGAGGAGAAGGGGCCUCAGCGCGACGGCUGCCAGAAUCUUAACUUGCAUAGCUUCCCAGACGUGCGUACGUAUAGAGUUUGUGUUGUUUAUUUUUGAUUCGUUGGCUUCGUUACAGAAGGUAGCCCGUAAUUUGUUAUUAUACUAGUUUAGACAAAUGAAUGACUUUUUUUACUUUAGGGGUGAGGUGUACAUGGUUGGGGCAAAAAUGUUGACAAUACUAAUCUAUGUGGAACGUGCUGUGUAAAUUAAUAAUUAAUAGAAAGAGCAAUGGAAUUUGAAGAGAAAACAUGAAUUA